AUGUCUGCAAACCUGCGUGUUGUAUCUAAUGAAUUGGGAAUAUAUACCCAAGCAACUAUUGACGGUAUUAUUUCUCAUGCAGCAGAACUCUCAGUCAUCACCAUUGGCGGAAUUAUAGCCUACUUUGUAACCUUGCAUUACAUCCCUUCAGUUGCACAAAACCUUUUCCAUUGCAACCUUUACGGUAUUGACAUCAAUAAAAUAACACCUCGGGAUCGUCAGUUGUUCACAGUGAAGCGUAACACAUGUGCCAACACUCCUGGGGCAAUGGAAGAUCUUAAAAAGAGGUCAGUGCCCGAAUCGCUCGGAAUUUUAGCGGGAGCAGUGUACCUGUCUGUAGUUAUCACAUUAAUUUUUUUGCUACAGGAAGAAAUAUCAGCCAUUUCUGGAGCCUUCACAACCAUCACUGUUAUGUUGUUGCUAGGGUUUGUUGACGACGUUUUGGAUGUGCGCUGGCGCUACAAAAUACUUCUCUCUAUCAUUGGAUCAAUCCCGUUGGUAAUGGCAUAUAGGGGUAGCACCACGAUUCUAAUCCCACGAUUCCUCACGAGUUAUGUAUACACCGCAUGGUACUAUGUCACAUCGGCAAUGUCGAAUAAUUCAUCGACGUUUCUUACUCGCCUCCUGACAGAUUGUCCUUGGGUGCAAUACCAUGAAAGUUAUUUAUUACUUGCUCUCGGGCCUCUUUACCUUUUCUACCUUAUAAUAUUGUGUGUCUUCUGUACGAACAGCAUAAACAUAUUGGCCGGUAUAAAUGGUGUCGAGGUUGGACAGAGUAUCGUCAUUGCGGUUGGCUGUGUGGUGCACAACUUGGUGCAGCUUGGGUUAAAAAGUAUUGUUGAGGGUACUAAACAACGAAAUAACCCAGACUUUUCGUCCAUUCAUCAAAAACGUGCUUUAGUCCUUCUCGUCCCCUUUAUCGGUGUGAGUAUGGCCCUGUGGAAGUACAAUCACUAUCCAGCAAGAAUUUUCGUCGGGGAUAGCUAUACUUACUUCGCAGGAACCGUUCUUGCGGUCUCAGGCAUCAUGGGAAGGUACAGUAAAACACUUCUUCUUUUUUUCAUACCGCAGUUUCUUAACUUUUUAAUUUCUCUUCCUCAACUAUUUAAUAUUGUGAGCUGUCCAAAACAUCGCGUGCCCAGAUGGAUUCCUACAAGGGAUGUCCUUACAAGUAGCCAUAACUACACAUUGCUAAACCUGAUACUAUAUGUGUUUGGUGAUAUGCACGAGAGAACACUGACAAGAAUAGUGAUCAGUCUACAAAUCAUCACCACUGCAUUAAGCCUGAUUAUUCGUUACUUUGUCGUUUCUCGUAUGUUCGAUCAUGUCUACUGA
Phytomonas sp. Hart1 is the source of this 1335-nucleotide messenger RNA. The record is from the annotation of a GenBank genome assembly. NCBI's taxonomy places the organism in Eukaryota, Euglenozoa, Kinetoplastea, Trypanosomatida, Trypanosomatidae.